Messenger RNA from Dendronephthya gigantea, 3711 nucleotides. RefSeq names its product signal peptide, CUB and EGF-like domain-containing protein 2. Bases 436 to 3426 code for a protein of 996 amino acids. Gene Ontology annotation, cellular component: cell surface. The record is from RefSeq and is a predicted model, not a curated record. Gene Ontology annotation, biological process: signal transduction. Lineage: Eukaryota; Metazoa; Cnidaria; Anthozoa; Malacalcyonacea; Nephtheidae. The transcript is spliced from 13 exons.
UUCGAUUUUGAAAUUAACCAUGCACCGUUUAAGCUCAACGGGCUUGAUACAACCAGCCCCUGGUGUCGGUUUCAAAACGUCAGCAUAAAACUAAUGCUCGUUGGCAACAAUAUGCUUUGAUAAUACGUAUAAAACUGCCUAUUUGUUUUUAUUCUAGAAUAAAGAGCUUUUAUGCACAUUGUAAAUUCUCUAACACACUGGCAUGCAAAGAGUUGUACCAUAUAAUUAUCGUGUCGUAUAGGAAAAUACAAACUCAUUUGGAUAGCAACUGCAUCAGUUAUUCCGUUUUGUGGUAUUUUAGCGGAAGCCCAGGCCCUAGCUGGAAACAAAAUGUCUUUAUUUUCUAUAGUUUUGGGUCGUUUGAAGACCAAAAGAAUGAUAACCGAAGAUUUAUUUAUUUAACUUGUUUUUCAAUUCGAAUUUAUUUUAUUCAAGAUGACGAUAUUCAUCGCUCUACAACUGAUUACAAUAAUCGCAAUAGAGUUCACCGCUGGCAUGGAAGGUACAGUACCGGUAGAGACUUGCAAGUUCCUAUCUUACGACUUCAUACAUGUGUUUAAUGAUUCAGCGCAUGACAUUACCGCCGACAAAAUCAGCCCAAACAAAGAAACGCUUAGUAGUUUGAGAAAGUUCAUCGUCACCGCCAAGAGACGAUGUUCAAUUUCUCUCACUAACAUCACCCAUCAUGAAGAGAGGCUUAGGCAAUUCACCAGAAUCACGGAAAGAACUCAACUCCUGGUUUCCGCAGAUAAAAACAUCACAAGCGCUACAGACAGAUUAACGGAGCUGAAACUUUGUGUGGAUGAGUUAAUUAAUGGAAUUAGCGCGAAUUCACUGCAGCUCAAUAUGUCGGGGGGUUUCAAGGCGGGUGUAAAUGGAGGAGCUCUGGGAAAUGUGGUGGAAAAUUCCUGUUGUCAUGUCGUAUACGGUUUUCCAUCUGGCAAAAACAAAUGCUGUAGACCUGGUUUCGUCGAGAAGGAUGGUUACUGCGCUUGCCCAAAAGGAAGUUUUCUGAAUAAAAGUCGAUGUGACGUCUGUCCAGAAGACACGUAUCAACCAAAAACAAUGAGCAUUGGAUGUCUGUCGUGUCCAGAUGGAAAAAUAACUUAUGGAGGAACUGGAGCUGACAGUCUUUGGUCUUGCUUGCAAGCUUGCGCGCCUGGCCAGCGAUACAAUUCUACGUCAGAAAGAUGUGAAGCAUGUGCUAAGAACACCUACCAACCACUGGUGGGGCAACGUUUUUGUGCCACUUGUCCAAACAAUACAGUCACGAAAAGUACUGGAAGCACGAAACAAGAGGAUUGUGUCCAAUCUUGCCCAGUGGGUACCUCUUACAACUUCGUGAGUAAGAACUGCAAGCUUUGUCCAAAGAACACUUUUCAACCAGGGGAAGGACAGUUCAAAUGUAUAUCAUGCGAAUCAGAUAGGAUUACCACAUCCAAUGGAUCAAAGAUUCAGACGGACUGCAUAAAAAAUUGUUCAGCUGGAACAGCGUACCAUUUUACAAGCAAAACCUGCGUGGACUGUCCGUUGAACACUUUUCAGCCAUUCUCUGGUAAAACAGCGUGUGUGCAAUGCCCAGUGGGGACGAUUACCCUGAAUACUUCAACUGUCAGGAAAGAAGGUUGUUUAAUAGCUACCGUACCGGUAGAGACCUGCAAGUUCCUAUCUUACGACUUCAUACAUGUGUUUAAUGAUUCAGCGCAUGACAUUACCGCCGACAAAAUCAGCCCAAACAAAGAGACGCUUAGUAGUUUGAGAAAGUUCGUCACCGCCAAGAGACGAUGUUCAAUUUCUCUCACUAACAUCACCCAUGAUGAAGAGAGGUUUAGGCAAUUCACCAGAAUCACGGAAAGAACUCAACUCCUGGUUUCGGUAGAUAAAAACAUCACAAAUGCUACAGACAGAUUAACGGAGCUGAAACUUUGUGUGAAUGAGUUGAUUAAAGGAAUUAACGCGAAUUCACUGCAGCUCAAUGUGUCGGGGAGUUUAAAGGCGGGUAUAAAUGGAGGAGGCCCGGGAAACGUGGUGAAAAAGUACUGUUGUCAUGUCGUAUACGGUUUUCCAGCUGGCAAAAACCAAUGCUGUAGACCUGGUUUCGUCGAGAAGGAUGGUUACUGCGCUUGCCCAAAAGGAAGUUUUCUGAAUAAAAGUCGAUGUGACGUCUGUCCAGAAGACACGUAUCAACCAAAAACAAUGAGCAUUGGAUGCCUGUCGUGUCCAGAUGGAAAAAUAACUUAUGGAAAAACUGGAGCUGACAAUCUUUCGUUUUGCUUGCAAGCUUGUUCGCCUGGCCAGCGAUACAAUUCUACGUCAGAAAGAUGUGAAGCAUGUGCUAAGAACACUUACCAACCACUGGUGGGGCAACGUUUUUGUGCUAAUUGUCCAAACAAUACAGUCACAAAAAGUACUGGAAGCACGAAACAAGAGGAUUGUGUCCAAUCUUGCCCAGUGGGUACCUCUUACAGCUUCGUGAGUAAGAACUGCAAGCUUUGUCCAAAGAACACUUUUCAACCAGGGGAAGGACAGUUCAAAUGUAUAUCAUGCGAAUUAGAUAGGAUUACCACAUCCAAUGGAUCAAAGAUUCAGACGGACUGCAUAAAAAGAUGUCAUCACAGGAUAGAAAAUGCUUCCAGCGGUUCGUUCGGAUCUUAUCCAGCACCAGUCACCGAAAUGGAUCCUCGUUCGCAAUACUGCUCGUGGCUAAUUACGACACAUGUAACAUCCGUUAUUACCUUAAGUUUCAGUGAAAUGACUAUACUCAGCUGUGAUGAUACAUUUCUAAGAAUCUACGAUGGUGCUAACGAGAAAGCCCCAUUGAUGGGCACAUAUUGUGGAUCAAAUGCAAGCACACAAGUCGAGAUGACAUCAUCUACAAAUAGUUUAUACGUUGUGGCAAAUACAGGAAAGACUGGAAGACGAGAUUUUUCUUUUGGAGCUCGUUAUAGCGAGAGUUUUAAAGAUUCAGUGAACGAAGACCGUUCGCGUAGUUUAAGCAUACUCAUAAUUAUAUUGUCGAUCGGGGGUUUUGUGCUGGUUGUUAUCAUCGUCAUAAUUGUCGUGCUGGUGAGGAAAAAACGGAGGAAUGCAGAACCAAAGUCAGUUGUAGCUCCUGUCAAUAUUGCACUGGAGAGAGUUGAAAAUUCAGAGGUUGAUCAGGAACCAGUACGUUCAGAUGAUGAAGCAGCAUCUGAAGCACAGGGCCAAACAUCGCCAGAAAAUUUAACUUCAACUGAAAAUUAUAGCGCUUACGUGAUCCCCCUACAACCCGAACCGUCAUAUGCUGUACCAGCAGAUGAGAACACGGGACCAUACGAAGAUAUUUACGUGAUUUCCUCCGAAACAAACUUGCCUGUUUACACGCAGCUGGAUGCUUGCGAACGAGAUACGGAAAAUUAUUAUCAAAAGUUGGUUCAUUUCGUAUGAACUCGAAAAGGCGUUUAUCAUUUCCUUGAGGAAAACGAAGAAAUUCUGAUUUUGCCGCUGAGGCUCGUUUCAGAUGUCGAACUGUGCCGAAUUCAUAGGCGUACGGGACAGGGGGGACACUUGCCCCCCCCAAAAUUUCGAGAUUAAAAUAUUUCGGGCAAAGUUCAAGGGAAAAUUCGGGCAAUCUGAAAAAGAGUUACAGAGGUAAAAUUUUUAGAACCAAAGUUUGUAAUAUAUAUCACAUAAUUAUGUGUACUCUAUUACUCUAUUUGGCCAUUUUUGUUA